CGUUGGGCUCCCGUUCGCGCGUCUCGCGAGCGUUACGGUGACUGGUGGAGGCCGCGCCACCCUGGGUGUUGGUGCUGUGAGACCAAGGGUGCUGCGAGGGGCUUGCGAGCCGAGAUACAAUGUUUCGAGCGGCGGUUCCUGGGCCACUGCGACGGGCGGCCUCAUUGCUACGAUUUCAGAGUACGCUGGUAAUAGCUGAGCAUGCAAAUGAUACCCUAGCCCCCAUUACUUUAAAUGCCAUCACUGCAGCCAAACGUGUUGGAGGUGAAGUAUCCUGCUUAGUAGCUGGAACCAGAUGUGACAAGGUGGCACAAGAUAUCUGCAAAGUAGCAGGUGUAGCAAAAGUUCUGGUGGCUCAGCAUGAUGCGUACAAAGGCCUCCUUGCAGAGGAACUGACACCAUUGAUUUUGGCAACUCAAAAGCAGUUCAGUUACACACAUAUCUGUGCUGGAGCAUCUGCCUUUGGAAAGAACCUUUUGCCCAGAAUUGCAGCCAAGCUUGAUGUUGCCCCAAUCUCUGAUAUCAUUGCAAUCAAGUCACCGGACACAUUUGUGAGAACUAUUUAUGCAGGAAAUGCUUUAUGUACAGUGAAGUGUGAUGAGAAAGUGAAGGUGUUUUCUGUCCGAGGAACAUCUUUUGAAGCUGCAGGAACAAGUGGAGGUAGUGCCAGUUCUGAAAAGGCUUCAAGUACUUCCACAGUGGGGAUAUCAGAAUGGCUUGAUCAGAAAUUAACAAAAAGUGAUCGACCAGAGCUAACUGGUGCCAGAGUGGUGGUAUCUGGUGGUCGAGGCUUGAAGAGCGGCGAGAACUUUAAGUUGUUAUAUGACUUGGCAGAUCAACUACAUGCUGCAGUUGGUGCUUCUCGUGCUGCUGUUGAUGCUGGCUUUGUUCCCAAUGACAUGCAAGUCGGACAAACAGGAAAAAUAGUAGCACCAGAACUUUAUAUUGCUGUAGGAAUAUCCGGAGCCAUCCAACAUUUAGCUGGGAUGAAAGACAGCAAGACAAUUGUGGCAAUUAACAAAGACCCAGAAGCUCCAAUUUUUCAAGUGGCAGAUUAUGGAAUAGUUGCAGAUUUAUUUAAGGUAGUUCCUGAAAUGACUGAACUGUUGAAGAAAAAAUGAGUCAUGAUCUUAAUAGGGAAAAUAUGUCGAAGUUCUCAAGCUGAAAUCAUGCAAAUUCACAGCUUUAAAAAAAAAGUAUUGUAACAAUCCUUGGAAAGCAUGGAGAGCUACAUUUCAUAAUUUGAGGAAAAAUUCUAACAGAUGCCAGAAUGCUUUUCUAUGGGACUAUUAUUGUGCUUCUUUUUAAUUAUUUGUGGUUCCAAACAAUUAUUUUUUGAAAUUUUCUAAUUAUGGAAUAAAAUGUAUAUUAAAACCUU
Molecule: messenger RNA, 1378 nt
Organism: Manis pentadactyla (Chinese pangolin)
Lineage: Eukaryota; Metazoa; Chordata; Mammalia; Pholidota; Manidae
Gene: ETFA
Product: electron transfer flavoprotein subunit alpha
Exons: 12
Coding region: 120-1121 (333 amino acids)
Cellular component (GO): mitochondrion
Molecular function (GO): electron transfer activity; flavin adenine dinucleotide binding
Source: RefSeq, a predicted model, not a curated record